Pistacia vera is the source of this 1311-nucleotide messenger RNA. Its product is annotated as HD domain-containing protein 2 homolog. The record is from RefSeq and is a predicted model, not a curated record. The coding region runs from base 105 to 911 and encodes 268 amino acids. Gene Ontology annotation, molecular function: 5'-deoxynucleotidase activity. The transcript has 8 exons. Lineage: Eukaryota; Viridiplantae; Streptophyta; Magnoliopsida; Sapindales; Anacardiaceae. Gene Ontology annotation, cellular component: cytoplasm.
GCCCAACGCUUUCGGGUUCCCCAAUUUUUCUCGUCCUAUUUAAAACAAAAAUAACAAAACCAGACACACUUUCUGAAAACCAAGAAAAAGAAAUUAUACUUUCAAUGAAUUCCCAUACUAAAAUGGCCGUUAAUUCAUCCACUCACUGCGCACUUCCUCUCAACCGUCCUCUUCUACGUCGUGUACCUCCUGCUUUCUUUAUUCGGACCUCAACCAGACCAAUUUUCUCCAACGGAGCUCCGAAACCGAGACUCGUUUCAGUCCGGGCCAGUAACGACGGGUUUGGAUCCAAGAAUUCGGUGAAUUUGAAAAAUUCCGAAGCUCAGGUUGGGGUUUCGAGUUCGUCUACGUCGUCGGCUGUUGAUUUUCUGACAUUGUGUAAUCGUCUGAAGACAACGAAAAGGAAAGGAUGGAUCAAUCAUGGGAUAAAGGGUCCGGAAUCAAUUGCUGAUCACAUGUACCGCAUGGCUUUGAUGGCUUUGAUCGCUGGUGACAUUCCUGGCGUGGAUAGAGAAAGGUGUAUUAAAAUAGCAAUUGUGCAUGAUAUCGCGGAAGCUAUUGUUGGAGAUAUAACACCAUCUGAUAAUGUGCCUAAAGAAGUAAAGAGCAGAAUGGAGCAGGCGGCUUUGGAUGAAAUGUGCAAAGUUCUUGGUGGCGGGAUGAGGGCUGAAGAGAUCAGAGAACUUUGGGCAGAAUAUGAAAAUAAUGCUUCCAUAGAAGCUAAUCUUGUGAAAGAUUUUGACAAAGUUGAGAUGAUUCUGCAGGCACUGGAAUAUGAAAUAGAACAUGGGAAGGUGCUAGAUGAGUUUUUCCUUUCAACGGCAGGAAAAUUUCAGACAGAGAUAGGAAAGAAAUGGGCAGCUGAGAUUAAUCAUAGAAGAAAUUCAAGGUUGGCAAACAAACUUGAAUAACGUCCUAGUUCGAUUAGCUUUGUUUGUCAUGUAAAACAAACCCUUUUUGAAGGGUUCAUCAUGGGAUGGCGUGCCCUUUCAUCCGGACAUGCCCUCCUCUUUCAUUUCCCUUUUUGUCUUUGGGUUGGAUAACUACCAACAGUUAAUCUGCAAGCAACCAAAAGGGGUUGCUAUUAGCAAAUGAAUAACCAUAGCAUCAAACUCUUGUAAUCGAGUCCAGCAUAGAAGUUCUGUAUCUAGGUGGUACCAAGGACAAGCAUGCUGUAAUUUUAUGUACUGAAGCUGUCAUCUUUUGAAUAUACAAGGAAUUUUCAGUUUCCUAAUGUAAAAGCUGGAAGAACUCUUUCUAUCUUAAAUUCUCUCAAUAUUCGAUUGUUUGUGCAUUCACAGUCAAAUUUUA